AUGUGUACAGGAAAAUGUGCCAAGUUCAUCGGGAUCGCCCUCUACCCCUUAGUUCUCAUCUCCCUCAUCGCCAACAUAAUCCAAUUCUUCCCGGGAUGGGAGAUCGAUCCUAUCAGCAACCCAUCGAACCAGAUGACACCAGAAGUUCUAUACCUGGGCGGAGUCAUCGGAGGUGGAUUACUGGUACUGAUUCCAGCCAUCCACAUUCAGGCCACAGGACGGCAAGAAGGAUGUUGUAAUAACCGUUGUGGGAUGUUCCUGUCAAUCAUCUUUGCCGCUAUAGGAGUUGCUGGAUCCGUCUACGGCUUUGCCGUGUCCGUUGUGGGCAUGGUGAAGGGACCCACUUGCCUGUAUCAAAACUCAACCACCACAGUAACGUGGGGGCGACCCUUUUAUACAGAGCUUGAUAAAUUCAGUAACGAAAGCUACUUGUUCAACCAUGAUUUGUGGAGCAUCUGCAAGUUUCCCGCGGAUGUAACACUGUUUAACGUCGUCCUGUUCUCCAUCGUGCUGAGCACCACCGGGAUCUCCCUCGUCCUCUGUGUGAUCCAGAUGUUGAACGGUUUGUUCGGAUGCUGCUGCGGAACCUGCCGGGAUAAGAAAUAA
Nanorana parkeri is the source of this 606-nucleotide messenger RNA. RefSeq names its product transmembrane 4 L6 family member 4-like. Gene Ontology annotation, cellular component: membrane. NCBI's taxonomy places the organism in Eukaryota, Metazoa, Chordata, Amphibia, Anura, Dicroglossidae. The transcript is spliced from 4 exons. The record is from RefSeq and is a predicted model, not a curated record. The coding region runs from base 1 to 606 and encodes 201 amino acids.